This is a messenger RNA of Schistocerca cancellata (South American locust), 771 nucleotides long. RefSeq lists its product as uncharacterized. The record is from RefSeq and is a predicted model, not a curated record. Gene Ontology annotation, cellular component: plasma membrane. Gene Ontology annotation, biological process: proteolysis. The coding region runs from base 1 to 657 and encodes 218 amino acids. The transcript is spliced from 4 exons. Lineage: Eukaryota; Metazoa; Arthropoda; Insecta; Orthoptera; Acrididae. Gene Ontology annotation, molecular function: metallopeptidase activity; peptidyl-dipeptidase activity.
AUGUUACGAUGUUUGGAUGACACAAAAAUAUCGCGAACCGUUGACCUCGCCGAAGUGACGUGGCUUCCCUGCCCCGACGACACAGAUAGCCGCACCGUAGGUGCAGAGGCCGAGGCGGAGGCAGAGGCCAGACAAACGUGUGCUGCAGGGAAGCCAGUCCAGCCUCGUGACGUGCCCUCGCCGUGUACAGGGGAUGCGUUCUUCGCGGGCACGGUGCUGCAGUACCAGCUGCACAGGGCGGCGUGCCGCGCGGCCGGCAAGUUCGACCCGGGCAACCCGGCCAGGAUGCCGCUGCACAAGUGCGACGUCUACCGCAGCCCGGAGGCCGGGGAAGUGCUCAGGCGACUGAUGCGGCCGGGCUCGUCGGCGCCGUGGCAGGAGGCGCUGCGGCUGGCCGCCAACGAGUCGCAGCUGGACGGCUCGGCCGUCAGGGACUACUUCCGGCCGCUCGAGGACUGGCUCGCCCAGGAGAACCAGCGCACCGGCGAGUACGUCGGCUGGCUCUACGAUGGUGAUUACUGCAAGCAGAGUAUCGAGACAGCCAACUUGCAGGUCUCCGGUGGCUACUACAAUGCAGCAAUGGUUUGCAGCCCUACUGUAGCUGUGAUGCUCAUCCCUCUCUUGGUUACACAGUUUCUAGUUGCAAGUGGUGUCUAGUCAGAGUGGCUAAAUGUAUGAGAUUGUAUGAAUCUCACUGUCAUUAUUACCCAUGGUAGAGAUAGAAGAGAAAAGAAAUAGUUGUAUAUAUAAAUACAGUAUAAGACAUGUCAU